AUGCUGUUGUAUGUUUCUGUGCUACUCACAUCGCUAAUCAACUUCACAGUUGCAAGCCAAUUGCCCACGGACUAUGAUGUUGUCUGGAGCUCUCCGUCUCAGAGCAAUGGCUCGGCGUCGUCAAUGCCGCUUGGAGGGGGCGAUGUUGGUCUUAAUGUCUGGGCGGAGAAUGGCACUAUCCUGUUCUAUAUCGCCAAGUCUGGAACAUUCGACGAGAACAAUAGCCUGCUGAAGCUGGGUAGGACACGCUUGCAUUUCCAGCCCAACCCCUUUUCCGUCAACGAGCCCUCAUUCGAACAAAGGCUUGUCCUUGAGGAUGGCUAUAUUCGCUUCACAGGAGCCACCGGAUCUCAGCUUGUGAUUUGGGUGGAUGUGUUCGAACCCAUUAUCCAUGUCGACUUUUCCAGCGCGAUUCAAGUCGACCUGAAGGCGAGUUUCGAGUCCUGGAGGACUGAAGAUCGCCUGAUGGAUCUCGAUGAGAGGGCACAGUCGUCGUGGCAAUCGUUUCCAAACGUUUCGGUAUAUUCUUAUCAAGACUUCGUUGAUUUCUACGGCAACGGAGUUCUAGCCUACCACAGGAACAGAGAAGAAACUGUCUUCGAUGCCACAGUCAGUCAGCAGGGACUUGAAGAAUACAAAGGUACACUAUACAACCCGCUGAGAGGGAACACAUUUGGCUUGUGGCUAGCUGGAGACGGGUUGACACCACAAAACAUCACCUCAGGUCAAUAUGUCAACACCAAUUACACCUCGUGGAGCUUGAGUAGCACCGGUCCACGCUAUACGUUCAAUCUCACCAUCUCAGUGCAUCAGAAUAUUACAGACUCCCAGGAAGACUGGCAGACACAACUGGAAACUUUGAUACAGGCGCCUCGUCGCUACCGAAGCGAUACACUAGAGUGGUGGCACUCCUUCUGGAACCGCAGCCAUAUCUUUAUCAAUGCUGAUUCAAACGCUACUGGAGUUCCAUACCAAGUAGGAAGAAACUAUAACCUCUUCAGAUUCAUGCUGGCCUGCAACGCUUAUGGAGAAUGGCCGACGCGCUUCAACGGCGGCUUGUUCACAUUCGACCCAUAUUUCGUGGACGAUAGUCUGCCGUAUUCUCCCGACUUCCGACGGUGGUCUGGUGGUACCUUUACCGCCCAGAACCAGCGACUUCUAUACUGGCCUAUGCUCAAGAGUGGAGACGUUGACAUGAUGACACCACAGUUCGAUUUCUACCGUCGUGUUACCACGGUGAACCAGCUACGCGGGCGAACAUAUUAUGGUAUCAAUCACACAUUUUUUACCGAGCAAAUCGACAACUUUGGACUGCCGCAGAUCUAUCAAUUCAACGCAGACACUUACAUAUUCAACGCUACCAGACCAGAAAUGUUCCCCAUGGGGCUCGAGUUCAAUGAAUGGCUCAUAUGGCUGCAGGAUACCAGCCUUGAGUUCGUUCAAAUGCUCCUGGAUGCCAACCAAUUCUACGAUUACAACAUCGAACCAUAUAUGACUUUCAUUGAAAGCAGUCUGUUGUGGUUCGAGGAAUUUUACCAGCAGCAGCAGCAACUGCGAGAUGUAUUUCGUCUGACUGGUACAAAAGGCAACGAGUCACUUGUCAUUUAUCCAGGGUCGGGCGGCGAGACAUACAAAGAUGCAUACAACCCUGCAUCCACAGUCAGCGGUCUUCGUGCUGUCCUCACUAGGUUGCUGCAGGUCGACCCGCCUUACGUGUUAGGUAACACCAGUCGGUACGAAAGGUUCCUUGCUAGCAUACCAGCCAUUCCAUUACGACAACAGCAGAACAGAACAACUAUCGCACCCGCGGUAGCUUGGUCUCGCAUACAGAAUGUGGAGAUUCCUCAACUGUAUCCAGUCUUCCCUUGGGCAGAAUACGGUCUGGGUCUACCAAAUCUCAGCUACGCCGUCGACACAUAUUUGUAUGACACCGAAACCCAGGACUUUCAUGGCGCAGAAGGUUGGCAGCAAGAUGGUAUCUGGCUCGCACGAAUGGGAUUGACGACGAUGGCAAAGAAUAUCACCAUGCUGAGGCUGCAAGAUUCAAAGGCUCACAGAUUUCCGUCAUUCUGGGGCCCCAACUUCGACUGGACUCCCGAUAUGAACCACGGUGGUAGCUCCAUGAUUGGACUACAGGAGAUGUUGUUGCAAACAUAUGGAAACAAGAGUCGGACACUGAGAGUUUUGCCUGCCUGGCCAGUUGACUGGGAUGUGGACUUCAAGCUGCAUGCACCUUUUGAGACAAUAGUUGAGGGAAGAGUCAAGGAUGGGCAACUCGUCUCGCUUGUUGUCACGCCCGAAGAACGUAUGCAGGAUGUAGUUAUUGGACAGUGA
Messenger RNA from Cyphellophora europaea CBS 101466, 2334 nucleotides. RefSeq lists its product as uncharacterized. Bases 1 to 2334 code for a protein of 777 amino acids. The record is from RefSeq and is a predicted model, not a curated record. NCBI's taxonomy places the organism in Eukaryota, Fungi, Ascomycota, Eurotiomycetes, Chaetothyriales, Cyphellophoraceae. Gene Ontology annotation, biological process: carbohydrate metabolic process. The transcript is spliced from 6 exons.